This is a messenger RNA of Dovyalis caffra, 261 nucleotides long. NCBI's taxonomy places the organism in Eukaryota, Viridiplantae, Streptophyta, Magnoliopsida, Malpighiales, Salicaceae. The record is from the annotation of a GenBank genome assembly.
AUGGGGGUUUUAAGAGGGAGAGAGUUAGCGAGGAGAUUUUUUUCUCGCAAGCCGCUUAGCAUGGGUGUUCGUUUGUUCGGGGAGGGGAGAAGCCGGAGGACGCGGGACGGGCCUAUGCUAGCAUGUGCGGGAAAGGUGGUAGAGGCCGUGUUACACUCAAGGCUACUCGGUUGGUCCGCUGCGAGCUACCAUGCAUAUAGGUAUGCUUGGCCUACUACGGCUAGAGUUGCGGGCGAUAAGGUGUGUAAGACUAGCUCGUGA